AUGAACCGGGACAAAUGGGUGCAUCAGUCCCGAUUCAAGCGGCUAGGGCACCGGCUGGAGGCCGUGUGGUCUGAGAUGCUACGCGAGAUCCUGCUCUCGGAGGAUGCCACCUCGGUGUGCAUGCUGGUGUACGACUCGCACCUGCCGUCGUGGCAGGUGGCCCGUGCGGCUGGCGUGUACGCCGCGGUGUUUUUCACACAGCCGCGCGCGGUGAACAUCGUCUAUGGGGAGGUGUGGGCGGGGCGGCUGGCGCUGCCGGUGAUGGACGGGCGUGAGCUGCUGGCGCAUGGAGCGCUUGGCUUGGAGCUGGGGCCAGAAGACGUGCCGCCUUUCAUGGAAGCACCGGAGUCCCUGGCAGUGUUCCUUAGCACGUCGAUUGAGCAGUUCGACGGACUAGAGGACGCCGACGAUGUGCUCGUCAACUCUUUCAGCGGCAUCGAGCCGAAGUUCGAGGUUUUCCAGACCAUGGAAGAAUACAACUUGAAGGAUUUUAAAUAUGACAAGAAACAACUAUUGAAAAAUUGA
This is a messenger RNA of Triticum dicoccoides, 525 nucleotides long. Its product is annotated as UDP-glucosyltransferase UGT13248-like. The record is from RefSeq and is a predicted model, not a curated record. Gene Ontology annotation, molecular function: quercetin 7-O-glucosyltransferase activity; quercetin 3-O-glucosyltransferase activity. The transcript has 2 exons. The coding region runs from base 1 to 525 and encodes 174 amino acids. Gene Ontology annotation, biological process: detoxification. NCBI's taxonomy places the organism in Eukaryota, Viridiplantae, Streptophyta, Magnoliopsida, Poales, Poaceae.